Messenger RNA from Xenopus laevis (African clawed frog), 2237 nucleotides. RefSeq lists its product as uncharacterized. Bases 173 to 742 code for a protein of 189 amino acids. NCBI's taxonomy places the organism in Eukaryota, Metazoa, Chordata, Amphibia, Anura, Pipidae. The record is from RefSeq and is a predicted model, not a curated record. The transcript has 6 exons. Gene Ontology annotation, biological process: signal transduction. Gene Ontology annotation, molecular function: GTPase activity; GTP binding; G protein activity. Gene Ontology annotation, cellular component: membrane; plasma membrane.
CCCGUUGUAUUUAUAGCUCGUAUUUAAAGAGCCCCUGGGAGUCUCCGGCUCAGGCCUGUGCGUGUGGGACCGGCAGCGCCGCCUCUUCUUCCCUCCAGCCCGUGAGUCUGGGCCCCGCUCCCAGGGAGACAUGAAGCCGUGAGCCCGAGACAGCAGCGAAUUUGGGGGCAAGAUGACGGAGUACAAGCUGGUGGUGGUUGGUGCUGGAGGUGUAGGGAAGAGCGCCCUGACCAUUCAGCUCAUUCAGAAUCAUUUUGUGGAUGAAUAUGAUCCCACCAUAGAGGACUCGUAUAGGAAACAAGUGGUGAUCGAUGGGGAGACGUGUCUGUUGGACAUACUGGACACUGCGGGGCAGGAGGAAUACAGUGCAAUGCGGGACCAGUAUAUGAGGACCGGCGAGGGCUUCCUCUGUGUCUUUGCCAUUAAUAACAUCAAGUCCUUUGAGGAUAUUCACCAUUAUAGAGAGCAGAUCAAGCGAGUGAAGGAUUCGGAGGACGUGCCGAUGGUUCUGGUGGGGAACAAGUGCGACUUACCCUCCCGGACGGUGGACACCAAACAAGCCCAGGACUUGGCCAGGAGUUACGGGAUUCCUUUUAUCGAGACCUCGGCCAAAACCAGACAGAGAGUGGAGGAUGCUUUUUAUACAUUGGUGAGAGAAAUCCGGCAAUUCAGAUUGAAAAAGAUGAGCAAAGAAGAAAAGACUCCGGGAUGUGUGAAAUUUAAAAAAUGUCGGGUAAUGUGACGGGGGCGUGGACGACGCUUUCUACACGUUGGUCCGAGAAAUCCGGAAGCACAAAGAGAAGAUGAGCAAAGACGGCAAAAAGAAGAAGAAAUCUAAAACAAAGUGUAUAAUUUUGUGAAUAAUCUCCCCCCCCCCCCACCACAUUGAGUUUAGGCAUGACCCCCUCCCCCCCACGUGAUAGUUUUGUACAUUACACUAAAUUAUUCGCAUUUGUUUACCGAUUAUUUUGCUUUUGUUGGUUGGUCCGUGAUCCGAUUCUACGGCCGCUCCUUUUAUUGCUUCCAAAUCUCUAAAGCCGAUUGGUGGCUUUGGAUUGGGCCUUUGAUGCAAUACGCUGACCAAUCGGGUCUCUCGGCACAAUGUCCGGCAUCGCUCCCUGGACUUGGAGCGGCCAGAGGUUUACAGAUGUUAUUGGCAGCAGAUACCCAACAAAGUGAAAACUGUACCCCAAAAUGUGACGGACUGGUGCUAUGAGACUCUUUAUAUUUCUAUACAAUCCCGACGCUCCAAUCAGUGAGGACUCGCCAACGUUUACGCCCUAUUUUACGGAUCGACCUAUCAGCUGAGGUGCCAAUACUAAAAAUGGAGGGGUUGGCUUUCUCCCUGUCUUUAUUACAAGUAGAUGUUGGGGAUCCUCUACUUGUGCACCAAGUCCCCUUAAUUAAAUGAAAUCACUGCACAACAGAACAAGAAAUCGGUUUAUCCCCCCGACCCCGGUGUCCGUUACGUGGUCUCUACACUAUUGCUCAAAAAUGAGCCGGACCACUGGUUCCGCCAUGAAACGCGUCCCCCCCAAACCCUAAAUUAAAGGUUCCAGUCAGGCUGUUUAUCCUGAGUGCAAAUAGCAAUGGUCUGGCCCAGAAUAUCAGAUAUAAUUAUUUGUAGCCAGUGAAAAGGCCUUUUUGGGAACAGACAGACCCACUAUGGUUUAGUAGCAGGGAGGUUGUUUAUUUGGGACGUUAUUAAAGGCUCAUGUUAUAAAUAGAGAGACAUAACACCCCCCCCCGGGGCAAAUAUUAGUGAGCGACACCUCGUUAUUCUAUUUGUCGAACAAAUAAAAUCCUCACGGAACCCGAUGCGAUGGUGAAUAAUCUUAUAAUUCCAUCUGUUGCUGCAGUUUUAUUAUAAACCUCCCCCUCCUGCGCUGUCGUCUUACUCCGGAUCGGGGGCUUUUUGCAUUUUUGGUGCCCCCCCCGCAUGGAAGGAGGAGCCUUGUAUGUUUACCUGGAAUGUAUUUUAACUAUUUUUGUAUAGAAACCUGCACAUUUUUGUACAUUUGUGCUUUUUAUUUGAAUCCAAUGAUACGAGUGUGUUUGUAUUUGGGCCCCGGGGCCGAUGACACAAUUAACUACAAACUGAAAUGACCACUGUCCUAACGACUUCUUUUUUUCCCCCUUCAUAUUUUAGGAGUAUAUUCUGUGUGAUAUUGUCAAUAAUUUUGUUUCUGACUGUAAUGCUCCUAUUUAUUGAAAUGUAAUAAAUUGAGUUCUGGUGA